CCACGUCCAGUUGCAGGGUUCAGGUUAGCCUUCCCACUUCUGGCCCUCAUCCCACUUCAUCUUUUUUGGUCUUCUAAAAUAAUGAAACCACCCCGCGCUCCCAACCCAUCUAACGCCACCCCAUCGUUCACCCCCGUCUUUCACCCCAUCUAACGACCCACCACUCUCUAGCAUCAGCUGCAGAAGCUCAGACACCAACAGCAGGAGCUAUAAGCAUAGCUUCCUCCAUCGGUGAUCCCACACCGACUCCAGGAGCUAUUGUUCCCGACCACCUUCGGCCUCUUACAACCGGCGAAGCAUCCCCAUUGUCAAGCGGGUACGCCACUCCGACCGAAUCCUCACAGCAUCGUCGCCCUCCCAAGAGUAUUCGCCCUUUCGCUCGCGCAAUCAUGGCGUUCGAGAAGAGCCGCAAGUUUUCGACGGGCACUUCGGUGCACCGUAAGCGCCAGAUGAGCACUCUGGUUGAGAAGGAGGGUCACUUCGGACCUGCUCUCACGACACUCUAUCUGGGCAUUUCGGCUGUCUUCUCCGAUGACCACACCGCAGUUGUGGCCCUGGCCAUCCAUGACACCGUCUACCUGGUUGACUUUUCUGUCAAGCACAUCAUUCUCGACGAUGCCAUGAAGAUGGGCGCGGACCUCAUUGCCGACUAUGUCAUCUCCGAGGUUGAGAAGUACGAGCAUGAGAACUUCUCCAAGUUCAUCGGCGCCGGUCUCCCGACCACGCUCAAGUACAUGAGUCCCACUCUCUGUUCCCGUCUGUGGCUGGACCUUGACAUUGUGCCCAUUGUGAUGCGGCCCGAUGACGAGCACAAGGAGAAGUCUUUCUGGGAUGUCAAGCGAGUUGAUGAGCAAGCUGAUUCGAUGGCACGCAAGUGCAUUAUGAACUUCGGCCCUUCUCUCGUUCCUCUACUUCAAGUUGGCUGGCGAGGCGUCGUCCAGACGGAUGCCGGCUUCCGUGCUCAUCUGACCACAGUCCAGAACCACAAGGACACCUGUGGUCUCUCAACAUGGGAAACCAUGUUGACUUUCGCCAAGAAGCUCCGAGGCAACAAGACAAAGGUCGCGUUCUUCAGCUCUACUCCUCAAGGAGGCGGUGUCGCAUUGAUGCGCCAUGCAUUGGUGCGAUUUGCUCGCCUCAUGGGCGUAGACUUGACUUGGUAUGUGCCGAAGCCGCGGCCUGGUGUGUUUCGCAUCACCAAGAACAUCCACAACAUUCUCCAAGGCGUCAGCCAUCCGGAUCAGCGCAUCUCAGCCGAGGAAAAGCAGGCCAUCAUUGACUGGAUCACCGAAAAUGCGAGCCGAUACUGGUUCUCCGAGGGGGGCCCGCUGUGCUCCCCGGAGGAAGGGGGUGCUGAUGUUGUAAUUAUCGACGACCCGCAAAUGCCGGGUCUCAUCCCCCUGAUCAAGAAGGUCACUCCGGACCGCCCGGUUCUCUACCGAUCGCACAUCCAGAUUCGCAGCGACCUUGUUGCCAAGGCGGGCUCACCGCAAGCCGACAUCUGGGACUUCCUCUGGAGCAACAUCCAAGGAUGUGACAUGUUCAUCAGCCAUCCGAUCCCAAUCUUUGUCCCCCACACCGUCCCACGUGAGAAGGUGGUCUAUCUCCCUGCCACCACUGAUUGGCUGGAUGGCCUCAACAAGCAUCUCAACAAGUGGGAUUCUGGUUAUUAUGGCCACAUCUACAAUGUUGCCUGCCACUCUCAGCGCAUGACCGAGCUCAACUGGCCCGCCCGCAAGUACAUCAUCCAGGUUGCUCGGUUCGAUCCCUCCAAGGGCAUUCCUACCGUGAUCGACUCGUACGCCGAGUUCCGCCGCCGGUGUGAGAAGGCGGGUCUGACUGACGUUCCUCAACUGGUUGUCUGCGGCAACGGCUCGGUCGAUGACCCCGAUGCCAGCUUGAUCUACGACCAGACCAUGAGCCAGCUGGAGACGUACUAUCCUGACCUGGUCAAGGAUGUCAGCGUUAUGCGCUUGGACCCCAACGACCAGCUCAUCAACACCCUCCUGGCCAACGCCCACGUCGUUCUCCAGCUAUCCACCCGCGAGGGCUUUGAGGUCAAGGUGUCGGAGGCUCUCCACGCCGGCCGGCCCGUCAUCGUCACCAACACGGGUGGCAUCCCGCUGCAGGUCAAGGACAAGGUCAACGGCUUCCUCGUAGCGCCUGGUGACUGGAAGGCUGUCGCGGGCCACCUGAUGGACUUGUUCACCGACGACGAGCUCCACAAGAAGAUGAGCCAUGCUGCACGAACCGGCGUGUCGGACGAAGUCGGCACCGUCGGAAACGCCCUCGCUUGGUUCUACCUCGCUGCCAAGUGGAACGAGGUGGGCGUCGAGAAGCACGGCAAGGGCGGCCUCAAGGGCAACGAGCGGUGGGUCAACGACAUGGCCCGUGAGGAGGCCGGCUUCCCUUAUGCCGAAGGCGAGAACCGGCUGCCAAGACACUUCACGGAGAACAAGGAGGUCCCGAUCCAUACUAAGCCUUCCGCUUGAGGGUUAUUCUAACAGUGAUGCCGUGGAAAUUCUCCUUUUCUGCGAUGCCUUGCAACAAAGUUGAUCCAGAUCUGGUCUUGUUUUUAAAAAGGUUCUGGCGCGGUGAGCAACAGGGAUGAGUGAUUUUGGGAUCUUUCACACAAUUCAACAAGGAGUGCUAGAGAGACCCAGGGGCUCUACAGGGGUUACAUCGGGACGAUAGGAUGAAGAGUGCCUUGACUUAGAUGCCGUAGCCAACAAGGCAUAGACUGAUGGGUCUGUGGACGACCCAUGGCUACGAAUACACAUCUUGCUGCACUG
This is a messenger RNA of Chaetomium strumarium, 2792 nucleotides long. RefSeq names its product glycosyltransferase family 4 protein. The transcript has 6 exons. NCBI's taxonomy places the organism in Eukaryota, Fungi, Ascomycota, Sordariomycetes, Sordariales, Chaetomiaceae. Gene Ontology annotation, molecular function: glycosyltransferase activity. Bases 390 to 2492 code for a protein of 700 amino acids. The record is from RefSeq and is a predicted model, not a curated record.